Messenger RNA from Vitrella brassicaformis, 1451 nucleotides. Lineage: Eukaryota; Vitrellaceae. The record is from the annotation of a GenBank genome assembly.
CCCGUACCACUGAUAAACUGAUCGAUGCGUCUCGUCCACUCAGUCACUCACAAGCACCGCUACCAAAUGUCUCCCCCCUUAGCUAACGAAUCUACUUAGCCUAGCCUACAGUAGGUGUGAAUCUGUCUACACACGCACACCCCGACAGACAGACACCUCAGGUCGGUGUCUUGCUACCGCUGACUCUGCCGGCUCCCUCCAGCCCCAUUCUCUUGGCCUGGCUCCUCUCGCUCUUGCUGGCCUUCUUCCUCUCGUACGUUAUCGUCACGCCAUGCUUCAGCUGUGUCUCCUGCUGCUCCUGCUGCUGAUGAAGCUCCUGGACCCUCUUGCCCCCCCACUGCUCUCCGCCAUUGACGAGCUCUCCGAAACGGCAAAUGACGCGCCCGGCAGCUGCAGCAGACGGCUGGUUGCGCGUGUGUAUGGCGGCCGGAUGGAGGCUGGGAUGCCCACUGGUGGGACGAUGAGCUUUCUGUCUCCCGGUGUGCUGUCAGAUGUCUUCCUCGUGUAUGGGGCGUCUUCCCUCUGCUGCUGCUGCUGCUGUCUCCCGCCAGGCGAGCCCUCGUGACCACAGUGGGGGCAGCUGAUGGAGCCAGACUUCUCCAGCAAUUGCUCUGCAGUGGCGGUCACAAGCUGAUUGCACCCCCUGCACACCGCCUGGAUGCUCGAGUUCCUGCCAGAUGUGGAAAUGUCCGCCAAGAAAACCUCAUAUGCGAGAUGUCUCCUGUUCUGCCGACAGGCGUCACAGAACUCUCGAAAAUCGUCGUCACGCCCCGCCCACGCGUCGACGAUGGCGUCUUUCCUCGCCCAGCAAUCGGUGCAGAUGAUCUCGAGCCUCUUACCCACCUGAGCGGGGCCCCUGUAGCCGCAGUCGGUGCAGUAGACAUUCGCGACACGAUACCUGCUUUACCCACCCAACAUCACAUACACCCGCACCCACACAUGUGCAGUGGUGUGAUGGAUCGGAAAACUCAUCAGACUGACUCUCACGCCCAGAAUGAAUGAAUGAUUGAAUGAUACCUGCUAAGAGGGACAGGCUUCGCGGGCAGACGGGCGCGCUGGAAGGUCCGGCAGUCUGGGCACUGCAGAGCGAUAAAAUAGAUACGGGGGAUACGGGGGCUUAAUACAGACAGCUCACUUGGAAGUCGAUAUCGAUGAACCCGACUGCCAGAACAGACGUCUUGCAGGCGCCACAAAUGACGCUCGGCCGCUGUGAGAUGAAGCUCUCCCCCUCGAAGAAGUACUGCAAACUUCGUUUCGCACCACAGCUCGGGCAAACGAAUUGAAUUGCAGACACCAUUGGUGGUGCGCUCUUCCUCCCUUACUCCCUCAUCUGUCCCUUCUCACUUGGAAGAGUUUGUACGUCUUUUCGGCAUCGAUGACUGCAUUUCUGGGCCUCAAGCAACUGCUGAAGAGGGCGCGGCAGGCGUGCUGACACAUCGCAGUCUCAUGCG